UUGGACAGGAGAUGCGGAGGUCUGCGGGUUUGCUUCUCCACUUUCCUCUGUAAAGACCGAGGAAAAGAGGUCCUCACAGUACUCUGAUUCUUUUGCCAGCUGUCGAACCCUCCCGCAUUUGGAUUUAGUAUAUACACUGCAUUGUAUAUAUUUACUCUGCUGAGGGUAGUUGAGGGGAAUGAAUAGCAGGAGAAAUCUACCGUGACUUUGUCGGAAGAGAAAGUGGCUCCCGGUGCCAGCGGGGCAGAUAGUUGCCGUUGUCUCUGUCCGUGCUGCUGGUUAGCGUCUCAUCACUGGGAACUGGGGAAGAGAAGCUAGCUUCCUGUUUCCUCUGUAUGUUGCCUGGGGAAUAACACCACAGCGCCAAGAUGGACCUGAAGCUGCUCUUGGUAUUGUCAUUGUUAGGAGUCUUUUGUUACAGCAAUGCUCAGAAAGAGGGGAAUGAGUGCAUCAAUGCCAACGCCAAAUACUGCGGGGAAUGCAUCCAGGCUGGAGCCAAAUGUGGCUGGUGUAAAGACCCAAACUUCCUGAAACAGGGUGAGACCGUGUCGACCCGUUGUGACGAGCUACAAUCUCUGAUAAAGAGGGGCUGUGAUAAUGCAAUGAUCGAAAACCCGCGCGGGGAUCAGAAGACCCUCAAGAACAAAACUGUGACACAUCGCAGAAAGGGGGCAGAAAAACUGAAGCCAGAGGACAUCACUCAGAUUCAGCCCCAGAAACUAAGCCUCACCCUCCGAUCUGGUGAACCCCAGUCUUUUGACUUGAAGUUCAAACGAGCUGAAGAUUAUCCCAUCGACCUGUACUACUUGAUGGACCUGUCCUACUCCAUGAAGGACGAUCUGGAGAACGUCAAGAACCUGGGAACCAGUCUGAUGCUGGAGAUGUCAAAGAUUACCUCUGACUUCAGGAUAGGUUUUGGUUCCUUUGUGGAAAAGACAGUCAUGCCGUACAUCAGCACCACCCCGGCCAAGAUGCUGAACCCAUGCACAGGCGACCAGAACUGCACCAGCCCGUUCAGCUACAAGAAUGUCCUGAAGCUGACUAGUGAUGGCAAGAGGUUCAACACCCUGGUGGGCCAGCAGCACAUCUCUGGAAACCUGGACUCUCCUGAGGGGGGCUUUGAUGCCAUCAUGCAAGUGGCUGUGUGUGGGGAGCAGAUUGGUUGGAGGAAUGUGACUCGUCUCCUGGUGUUUUCCACUGAUGCUGGCUUCCACUUUGCUGGCGAUGGCAAACUGGGAGGUAUUGUUCUACCCAACGACGGGAAAUGUCACUUGGAGAACAAUAUGUAUACCAUGAGCCACUACUAUGAUUACCCCUCCAUUGCUCACCUGGUUCAGAAGCUGAGCGACAAUAACAUUCAGACCAUCUUUGCAGUCACAGAGGAAUUCCAGCCUGUUUACCAAGAGCUGAAAAAUCUGAUACCAAAGUCUGCAGUGGGCACUCUGUCUGCCAACUCAAGCAAUGUAAUCAACCUCAUUAUAGACGCUUACAAUUCUCUCUCAUCUGAGGUUAUUCUGGAGAACAGCAAGCUUCCAGAGGGAGUGACCAUAACUUACACAUCCCGCUGUAAGAACGGAGUGGUUAGUGUGGGCGAAAAUGGACGGAAGUGCUCCAACAUCUCCAUCGGGGAUGAGGUCACAUUUAGCAUCAGUGUGACAUCUAAGGGCUGUCCAAAACAAGGCAAGCCUGAGACCAUUAAGAUGAAGCCCCUGGGAUUCACAGAGGAGGUGGAGAUUACCCUCAACUUUAUCUGUGAGUGUGAAUGCCACAAGGAUGGUAUCAAGAACAGUCCACUCUGCCACUUUGGUAACGGGACCUAUGAAUGUGGAGCCUGCAAGUGUAAUGAAGGACGUGUGGGCAGACAGUGUGAAUGCAGCAGCAAUGAUGUGGCCACAGAGGACAUGGACAGGACCUGCCGUAAAGACAACAGUACUGACAUUUGUAGCAACAACGGAGACUGCGUGUGCGGCACAUGUGAGUGCAAGAAAAGAGACAACCCUGAGGAGAGGUACAGCGGCCAGUACUGCGAGUGUGACAACUUCAACUGUGACCGCUCCGGAAACAAACUGUGUGGAGGGCAUGGACGCUGUGAGUGCAGAGUGUGUAUCUGUGACCCCAUGUGGACUGGAAGUGCCUGUGAUUGUUCUCUGGACAACAGCACAUGUAUGGCCAGCAACAAGCAGAUCUGUAACGGUAGAGGAACUUGUGAAUGUGGUACUUGCAAGUGCACUGACCCCAAAUUCCAGGGUCCCACCUGUGAGACUUGCCCUACCUGUCCUGGAGUCUGUACUGAACACAAAGAGUGCAUCGAGUGCCGGGCGUUUGGCACUGGUGAGAAGAAGGACACAUGUGAGAGAGACUGCAGCUACUUCAACUUGAUUAAAGUGAAGGACAGGGACAAGCUACCCCAGCCCAACGUCCCCUCCUACCCUUUGAUGCACUGCAAGGAGAGGGACGCCAAUGACUGCUGGUUCUACUACACCUACGCUGUCAACAACAACACAGAGAAGGAGGUCCAUGUGGUUGAAACGCUGGAAUGCCCCGCCGGUCCUGACAUCAUCCCCAUUGUGGCAGGCGUGGUCGCCGGCAUCGUCCUGAUUGGCUUAGCCCUGCUGCUCAUCUGGAAGCUGCUGAUGAUCAUCCAUGACAGGAGAGAGUUUGCCAAGUUUGAGAAAGAGAAGAUGAACGCCAAAUGGGACACGGGUGAAAAUCCAAUCUACAAAAGUGCUGUCACGACUGUGAUCAAUCCUAAAUAUGAAGGAAAAUGAUGGCGUCAUAGUUUUCAAUUAACUCUGCUAACAAGUAUCUGACAGCUGCAGUAUUUGUGGGUCUGAGGGGAACUUUUUUUUCUUAUCACUUUACCAUUAUAAUGUAUCAUGCGGCCACUGCAUCUGUAUUUUUACUGACACUUAUGAUUUAUAUGCAUUUGUUGUAUUUUAGAUGUACAGUCUACAGUAUGUGUAUAUACUUUUAAAUAGCAUAUUUGCAAAAAUUAUGACAUGAGGGUGCUUUUUUCCUGCCACAGGACUGGUAUGGGCGGAGGAUUUAGCUAUUUGUUUUUUUUGUUUAUUUGUUUUAACAACACAAUGUGGACACUAUGGAUAUACAAUAUAUGUACAAGAAUUCCUCAGCUUCUGUCUCUUUCUCAGACACUUCUCUGUCUUUCACUCUCUCUCCUCUUCUUCUCUGUGCACUGACUUCCUGUGUGUUUCUGUGUGUUCCAGACAGGACCUGAGUUUAAUAUUUAAAUUGUCAGCCAGAGCAGUACAUUAUGUCAGUGUGUGUAUAUAUAGAUAACAACUGCAAUAUGAAUUAUUGAAUGAUAUUCAGCAUUCAGCUUAGAUUGGACAGUUGUGUCACAGUAGGUUAUGCAGUGGUUGUAAAUGUAGUUUUGAACUGCAGCUUAGAAACAUCAAAUGUUUGAGAUCGUCGAUACUGUUUUCUAUUCUAAGAGUAAAUACACAAGAUGAAGAUUAAUUAAAACUGCCAUUUGAAUUGUUGAUAUACUAUAACAAAGGGACUGUAAACCACUUGGUAAAAUUAUGAUACUGUGGCAAUGUUGAAUAAUCAGAGGAUUUGUAUAGUUAAGAUAAUUGCAAUUAACUAAUGAAAUAUUGCUGUAUUUGCUAACUGCAGUAACUUUAUUAGUCAUUCUCAGGUCCUUUCUUGUGUUCAUGUCAAGUACACCAAAACUCAUUUGUGUGUGUCAGCUUUGUUAGUUAUAGUUGUUUGGAUUGUAAGACUGAACCAACAGUGUUGUACAUCAUAUGAAUCACCUCUGAAAUGCUUUCACACCCAAAUGCCUAUCCAGUAUUGUUUUCAAAGUGCCUUUUAUUUCAGUACCAUGUUCUCUCCCAAUGCUGUUUAUGAGUUAUUUAUUUAAUAAAGUACAAAAACUGUCUGUUUA
Micropterus salmoides (largemouth bass) is the source of this 3907-nucleotide messenger RNA. RefSeq names its product integrin beta-1-like. The record is from RefSeq and is a predicted model, not a curated record. Gene Ontology annotation, biological process: cell-matrix adhesion; cell adhesion mediated by integrin; integrin-mediated signaling pathway. Bases 369 to 2768 code for a protein of 799 amino acids. The transcript has 16 exons. Lineage: Eukaryota; Metazoa; Chordata; Actinopteri; Centrarchiformes; Centrarchidae. Gene Ontology annotation, molecular function: laminin binding; collagen binding involved in cell-matrix adhesion; integrin binding. Gene Ontology annotation, cellular component: integrin complex; cell surface; focal adhesion.